Molecule: messenger RNA, 504 nt
Organism: Brassica oleracea var. oleracea
Lineage: Eukaryota; Viridiplantae; Streptophyta; Magnoliopsida; Brassicales; Brassicaceae
Exons: 3
Coding region: 86-292 (68 amino acids)
Source: RefSeq, a predicted model, not a curated record
GUUCUUCUUCUUCUUCGUCAGUCGUCGUCGUUCUCCUUCCAUCUGCGCUGCGAUCUCUCUCUCUCUCUCUCUCUUCUCUGAGAUAAUGUUGACGGAAACACCGUUUAGGCCAAGAGAGAAGCUUGUGGAGAAGCAGAGGUUGUUCCAGAGCAUCCAGAGGCACACUUACCUUAAAGGACCAAUGGACAAGGUCACAUCCGUUGCCAUUCCUCUUGCCUUGGCUGCAUCUUCUCUCUACAUGAUUGGAACAGGAAUCUACAACAUGUCCAACGGAAUCGGGAAGAAGGAAUAAUCAAAGCAGCUUCUUCUUUUUUUUUCCCCCUCUUUUCAUUUAAUUAUAAUGCUUUUGGAGGGUUCUCUCUAUGGAUCCAGUAGCUGCUGCUGCCAUAUCAGACUAAUGGUUGUUGCAGCUGUGUUAUAUUCCCGUUUUGCCAAAUAAUAAUUUGCAGACAAUUUCGAAAGCUGAAACAUGUUUUGAUGAGUAUUUGCUAAUGACAAAUUGAA